CUAAUAUAAACGUGCCUUACUCUGCUACGUCAUCAGCGUGCGACGACUGUUGACAUCACUGUGGUCGAAGAAAAAACAAGAAGAAGACUACAGGCAUAUAUUAAAUGUUGUUUUAAUGUGUUACCGACUUUAAAAAGUUUCGGAGGGAAAAUGUGAAAAGACGACAACAUGUCGACUAGAAUGCUGAAGCGAACCGGCCUUUCAAACGAGUUAUGUGAGCAACUUAAACGCCAUCAAAUAGAAAGCUGUAAGGACCUGUUGUCUCUGACUCCUUUAGAAGUGAUGCACGCUGCAUGCCUGAGCUACCAACAGGCCAUCGAGCUGCUGCAGUCCGUGAGCAAAGUCAUUGCACCACCAGUUUCCACAGCUCUGGAGCUGUGCAAGCAACAGGCGUGUUUCUCCACUUCGUUGCCUGCUCUGGAUAAACUUCUGAGAGGAGGCCUGCCGCAUGGGACCAUCACUGAGGUGACAGGGCCCUCAGGCUGUGGGAAGACUCAGAUAUGUUUAAUGCUGAGUGUUCUGGCCACUCUGCCAAAGAGUGAGGGUGGCCUGGACAGCGGUGUGAUCUACAUUGACACAGAGUGCGCUUUCUCUGCUGAGAGGCUGGUGGAGAUCGCACAGAGCCGGUUCCCAGACUACUUCAACUGCAGGGAGAGAGUCCUGCACAUGGCUGGGCGGGUGCUUCUCUGCAGGGAGCUCACCUGUCAAGAUGUCCUCAACAGACUAGAUAGAAUAGAAGAGGACAUCAUCUCAUCAGGAGCAGGUCUUAUCAUCCUGGACUCUGUGGCCUCAGUGGUGAGAAAGGAGUUUGACACAACGUUGCCCGGUAACCUGAUGCAUCGCAGCGACCUGCUGGGUCACGAGGCCUCCACUCUCAAGUACCUGGCACACCAGUUCAACAUACCGGUGGUUCUUACCAACCAGAUCACAACUCAUUUAGGGGGUCAAGGAUCUGAGGAUGCUGGGUUUGUGACAGCGGCUCUGGGGAACACCUGGAGCCACAGUGUCAACACGCGUCUUAUUCUCCAGUAUGUGGACUCACACCAGAGACAGAUACUGAUAGCCAAGUCACCUGUGGCUCCAUUUGCUGUGCUGAACUACACCAUUGAGAAGCAGGGAAUCUGCAUAGAUGGAGACGACAGUCAGGAGACCUUGUAUGAGGGCACAGAUCCUGGACUACAGCCAAUCAGGGUUCAGACUGGAUUCACUUAUAACCUUACCACACCUAUCUGAGCAAACACUGUGACUUGUCUGUUCAUGUGUCUCUGUCUGUCAAUGGUUUAUAGUUUUAUGGAAAGGCUAAUAGAAAUGUUUUUUUUUACUUGAAUAAAGCCAAAACAAGAUUUCACCUGA
Messenger RNA from Eleginops maclovinus (Patagonian blennie), 1353 nucleotides. RefSeq names its product RAD51 paralog B (gene rad51b). Gene Ontology annotation, molecular function: single-stranded DNA binding; ATP-dependent DNA damage sensor activity; ATP binding. Gene Ontology annotation, cellular component: Rad51B-Rad51C-Rad51D-XRCC2 complex; replication fork. The transcript has a single exon. Lineage: Eukaryota; Metazoa; Chordata; Actinopteri; Perciformes; Eleginopidae. Gene Ontology annotation, biological process: double-strand break repair via homologous recombination. Bases 169 to 1233 code for a protein of 354 amino acids. The record is from RefSeq and is a predicted model, not a curated record.